Leptopilina heterotoma is the source of this 827-nucleotide messenger RNA. RefSeq lists its product as uncharacterized. Bases 212 to 790 code for a protein of 192 amino acids. The transcript has 4 exons. Lineage: Eukaryota; Metazoa; Arthropoda; Insecta; Hymenoptera; Figitidae. The record is from RefSeq and is a predicted model, not a curated record.
UAGAGAACAAUGUCGUUAGACGUACUAAGGCAAACUAAAUUAUUUUACCACUUUUUUUUUCUAUUUUCCUCCUGAAAAAUGACCACAGGAAAAAAGCAAUUAUUUUAUUUGGAUUAUCCUUAACACAUCUAAACUAUUUCUCGUCUGUGUGAAAUUGACGACAACCCAUUUUUCUCGAAAAAAAAAUAAUCUUCUUCACGCAUUCUUAGCCAUGCAAAAAGGAAGACAUCGUAAUUUGCAGAAAAAAAGAAAAAAAGAAGAUUAUUCAACUACACACAAUGAUUUGGAUUUUUAUUUACAAGAAGUUGAGAGUCUCAGUGAAUUGCCAUUGAAUCGAUUGAUUCAAUUGAAAUCGAUAUUUUUUGACAAAAAUGAUAAUGAAGAGAAUGAAAAUAUAACGGCGAGCAGUAGAAUGUCAUCUCUUUCACUUCCGGCUGCACUUCCACUUAGACGCAGUGAUAAACAACCAAUAAGACGAUAUGAAGAGUGGCAUGAAAAAGGCGAGAAGGAUACGAAAAUUUCAAAAAUUUUUCAACUCACCAUAACGACAUUGUCAUUUUUGGCGUUUGGUGGCUAUUUACUCACAUUAAUUAUUAUGGCAAUUAGACGAACAACUACGCCAACCGCUGCAAGCGUUAUACUUCUCUCGGAUUUAAAGAAUUUGAAUAAAUUAUCGAGACCGAAGAGAAAUAUUUUUUUAUUGGAUCCAAUGGAAAAUGAAUUUGAUACUGAGAGGAUGUACAAAGGAAUGAUAAUGCUUUCUCGAGGAUAUGCACUUUAUAAUCAGUAAAUAAAUAUAAAAUAUCAGAGGAAUGAAAUAAAAUAUU